This is a messenger RNA of Hyla sarda, 1370 nucleotides long. RefSeq lists its product as uncharacterized. The record is from RefSeq and is a predicted model, not a curated record. NCBI's taxonomy places the organism in Eukaryota, Metazoa, Chordata, Amphibia, Anura, Hylidae. The coding region runs from base 491 to 1216 and encodes 241 amino acids. The transcript has 2 exons.
UAAGUAACGCAGAUCAUAAACCAAUAAAAGGAGAGAUUGGAGAUUUCAGGGAUUCUAUAUAUAAGAAAAGUUUAUUUAGACUAUUUCCUUAUGCGUAGUUGCUGUCUGGGCAUGCUGGGAGUUGUGGUUCUGCAGCGGUUGGGGGUUCACAGCUUGAAGACCACUGCUAUAGAGGGUGAAAAUGUAUCUGAGCCCUGGAACUCAAAUAAUGUGAAAUAUGAGAUGAUCAAAAUGGAGCCCCUGCACUAAUUACUUGGGUUCUGGGGUCUGUAAGGUCCAUAGUAAAAACAUCAGGUUCUGUCUAUAGCAGAUACUAAAUCAUUGCAGCUCCAAGAAACAAGCAGUCAUUCUGACAUGUCACAUGUGAUGUCAUAGGCAGCUGGAGUCCUGACAUUCCACUGACAGCCGCCCGAGCCUUCAUUCUGUCGAUUGUUACAGUGAGAUUAGGGAGAUUAGUGAGAUUAGCGUCUUCUUCUUCUACUUGUCUGAAAUGGAGCUAAAAGGUUUGGAGUUCGUCCCCCUCCUGUUGGCGUUUUGGUGUGCGGCCUGGCUUGCCACCAGCUACAUCAUGACGGUCGUCCUCGGCCUUGCAACCUCACCACUGAUGAGCAUCAGUGACGUGGGAAAUUUCUUUCCCAAAAGCAUAUUAUUCAGAAUUGGAUUCAUGGGGACGUCCAUUGGCACUUUGGUACUAACCUUUCUUAUUUAUAAGUAUAUGGUUAUGCAUACUGAAGAGUUCAGGGGUCAUCAGGUCCUGAUCCAGAGGAUCCUGCUGGCCAUUGUGGGGGCCUCCUGUUUUGGCACAGCUGUCAUGCAUGUAUUUUCCCCCAAAGAAUAUGCCAGGAUACACUUUGUCAGCACGAUAAUUUCAAUUACAUGUGAAGCCUUAUACUACCUUGGGCAGUCCAUCCAGAUGUAUAAAUUACCAGGAGCAAACAAAGUCAUCCACCAUAGUAGAUGCACCUGCUGUGGCCUGACUUUUGUCUGCACAAUUUUCUAUUUUGGAUAUGAAACAUUAAAGGAAUUAUUCUAUAAUGAUGAAGACUGGGAAGAGAUCCGUGAAAUCCCCAUCAUAAUCAUCGAGUGGGUGAUGCUUCUACUGAUCCUGAUAAACAUUGUGACCUAUUAUUCCACCAUGCAGAGGUUAUUGUUGACCGUCUCCAGAAACAGCUGCACACUCUCUCUUAGAGUAAAAAUUGACGACUUCGGGGUGUAGACCACCAUGUGGGCCAUCAAGUGGACUUCUGGGAGAAAUACUGCACAGGACACGGAAAAACAAACUAAAGAAGAAUAACUGGGGGACUACAUAUGGUGCCAGUAAUCAUGGCACAAUAAUAUGAGCUGGUGAUAUUACCUAUACAAAAAAAAUA